GACGCGGCAUUUUCGGAAAAUAGCGCCCUGUGCAGAGAAGCGCUCUGUGUGUGGCGGGGCCGCGUCAGCCCUGCCGGCUCCGAGGCGCCGCGGUCCCCGCACCUCCUCCCGCUGCUCCCCCGCCGCCGCUCCCGAAGCUUUUCCAGAUGUCCCUGGUAGAUUUGGGGAAGAAGCUUUUAGAAGCGGCACGAGCAGGUCAAGAUGAUGAAGUUCGUAUUUUGAUGGCAAAUGGAGCUCCUUUUACUACAGACUGGCUGGGAACUUCUCCACUUCAUCUGGCCGCACAGUAUGGGCAUUACUCUACCACAGAGGUACUCCUCCGAGCCGGUGUAAGUAGGGAUGCCAGGACCAAAGUGGACCGGACACCACUGCAUAUGGCAGCUUCUGAAGGCCAUGCCAGCAUAGUAGAGGUUUUGCUUAAGCAUGGUGCUGACGUCAAUGCAAAGGAUAUGUUAAAGAUGACAGCUCUGCAUUGGGCAACAGAACAUAACCAUCAAGAGGUGGUGGAGCUUUUAAUCAAAUAUGGUGCUGAUGUACACACGCAGAGUAAAUUCUGUAAAACUGCAUUUGAUAUUUCAAUAGACAAUGGAAAUGAAGAUUUAGCAGAGAUAUUACAGAUUGCUAUGCAGAACCAAAUUAAUACCAACCCGGAGAGUCCUGACACUGUGACAAUACACACUGCCACACCACAGUUCAUCAUUGGACCUGGAGGGGUGGUGAACCUAACAGGUCUGGUAUCUUCAGAAAAUUCAUCCAAGGCAACAGAUGAAACGGGAGUAUCUGCUGUUCAGUUUGGGAACUCCUCUACAUCAGUAUUAGCUACAUUAGCUGCUUUAGCUGAAGCGUCUGCCCCGUUGUCCAAUUCUUCAGAAACUCCAGUAGUGGCCACAGAGGAGGUGGUUACUGCAGAAUCUGUGGAUGGUGCAAUUCAGCAAGUAGUUAGCUCAGGAGGUCAGCAAGUCAUCACGAUAGUUACAGAUGGAAUCCAGCUGGGAAACUUGCAUUCCAUUCCAACCAGUGGAAUGGGCCAGCCCAUCAUUGUGACCAUGCCUGAUGGACAGCAAGUAUUGACCGUACCAGCAACAGACAUUGCUGAAGAAACUGUCAUCAGUGAAGAGCCACCAGCUAAGAGGCAAUGUAUGGAAAUAAUUGAGAACCGGGUGGAAUCUGCAGAAAUUGAAGAGAGAGAAGCUCUUCAGAAACAGCUGGAUGAGGCAAACCGUGAGGCACAGAAAUACCGACAACAGUUACUCAAGAAGGAGCAGGAGGCAGAAGCCUACAGGCAGAAACUGGAGGCCAUGACACGCCUCCAGACCAACAAAGAAGCUGUCUAGCCACCGAGAACAGGAGUUUGACUUUACCUUUUGUCCAGAAUGAAUGCAGUCUUGAACUGUACACAAUAAGGACACAGCCAUGGAAUACCGAAUAAUAGAAAAUACUACAGAUUGAUAAUGGGACUUAAGCCAUGAGCUCUGAAUUCUUGUAAUAUAAAAAAAAAAACUUUAGAACUUGUGAUAUGUAUUUAAAACUGAAUUCUGUAAAUAGUUUUUUGGUUGUUUCUUUUUUUACAGUUACAAAUGAGUUGAUAAAAGAUUGUUGAGAUCCAAAAAAAAAAAAAAAAAAAAAAAAAAGAAAGAAAGAAAGAAAAAAAAAAACCACAGUAAAGCACUGUUACAGGCAACUCUUCUUGAUUUGGGUACAGACUUCAUUUCUCAGAAACAGAAGUGUUAAGGGUGGUUGUUGUCGGUUAGACCAAAUGUGUAAUAAUUAUGGUGGACUGAUACUGGAAAUAACUCUGCAAAGAGAUUUCUCCCAGGAACUUUUGUACAGCUUUUAAGUUGUCUCAGGUUCUCUGAAAACAUUUUUUAGGAAGCAGAAAUUUUAUAUUUGUUCAAUUUCAGCUACACGCAAGUAGAUUUACAUGUAUAUGAAGCAAAUAUUUUUAAAAUUUUGUUUGUACAUAUUCUGCAUGUUUCAUGAUUUUAAAACACAUCACUUGCUUAGAUAUGUUUCCCACAAAGACGAUGAAAGUUACCGAGAAAUAUAAAAGGCACCACUGUUGUGUUGGUCACCGAAAGUUAGUAAGCUAGCAAUGGUUUUACUGGCAACCAUGACAAUGUUCUUGGAAGGAGCAGCUUGCAAGAGAACUUGAAUCUGGAAAAAAUCUAUGCUGUUUGGAAAAUCCCAUUGUGGGGACGUGAGACUGUACUCUGUGCCUUCCAUCAUGAUUCCCACAUACGCACUUUGAGGCGCUGGAUUUUAAGAUAAUGUUUUUGGCAAACUCAGUGCUUUGGGUUUCUAAAAUAUUUCAUGGACUUACCCCCCCCCCCCAAGAAAUUAUUCUUAUGAAAAAUUGCUUUUGUAUGUAGAACAGAAACUUUUUGUACUCAGUGAUGCUAUAGAUACGUUUAAUGUCACUUUCGCUGUUCCCUGUGAAAGCUCCAGGCCUUGUUGCAACUCAGUCUCAUCACACUGUGUUGUCCGUUCCACCGUGUGUGGACAUUUGACAGAGUAUUCCAUUCUUUUUUGUAAAGUGUAACUUCAAGCUCUUUAUUUUUUGUUUUGUUUUUAUUGCUUUAUGAAAAUGUUUAACCCCAAAACUACUCUAGAUUAUCUGUAUAAAGAACCAAUUACCUUCAAGACUGUACUCUGGCCUCCUUUUCUAUUUUACAAUUAAAUAACUUUCCACAUA
Phodopus roborovskii (desert hamster) is the source of this 2692-nucleotide messenger RNA. It is a transcript of the gene Gabpb1, whose product is annotated as GA binding protein transcription factor subunit beta 1. Gene Ontology annotation, biological process: positive regulation of transcription by RNA polymerase II. Lineage: Eukaryota; Metazoa; Chordata; Mammalia; Rodentia; Cricetidae. Gene Ontology annotation, molecular function: transcription cis-regulatory region binding; protein binding. The transcript has 9 exons. Bases 147 to 1334 code for a protein of 395 amino acids. Gene Ontology annotation, cellular component: nucleus. The record is from RefSeq and is a predicted model, not a curated record.